AUGGGUCACAACAAACCCAGUAGGCGGUUCAAAACUCACAACUCUCAUCGUGGCCAAUCUAGCAGGACCAAUCAACUUGACAGGGAAGAUGAGUCUCUCCCACGUGAUCAAGCUCCUGAAGAGGAGACACCAGGUCCUAAAAUUCAGCUCGCAAUGUGGGAUUUUGGGCAGUGUGAUGCAAAAAGGUGCACAGGGCGCAAGCUUGCAAGAUUUGGUUUGUUGAAAGAAAUUCCUGCUUCAAGGGUGUUGUCUAACAAGAUGGUUAGGUGUAAACUGGAUAGCACCAAGUGUGGUCAUUUUCAUAUAUUUGAAGCAUCAACUGGUUCAUGCUCACUUGAGUUUUUAUGCGAGUUGCGUGUAAGUAGUGGUUUUGGUGGCAUUGUUAUGAGUCCUGUUGGGAGUUGCUGCGUCUCCAGAGAAGAUUACAGCUUAAUUGAGAGGAAAGGAUUGGCUGUCGUGGAUUGUUCAUGGGCACGUUUGGAAGAUGUACCAUUUGUCAAGCUGCGAUGUUCUUCUCCUCGCUUAUUACCAUGGCUGGUAGCAGCAAAUCCAGUAAAUUAUGGUCGUCCUUGUCAGCUAUCCUGUGUAGAGGCAUUAUCUGCUGCUUUAAUAAUAUGUGGGGAAGAAGAAACUGCAAAUCUGUUGCUGGGCAAGUUCAAGUGGGGUCAUGCUUUCCUGUCACUCAACAGGGAACUUCUAAAAGCAUACUCUGAGUGUGCAAACAGUGCUGAAAUCAUUUCUGUCCAAAAUGCUUGGCUUUCCCAACAAAACAAGCUUCCAAAGGCUGUGUCCGAUGCUGAAGGAGCUGAAAUAAGUGAAAAUGAAGGCUCUUUUGAUGAUUCUGAAGAUGGGCUUCCACCACUAGAAAGGAAUAUGAAUCAUUUGAACUUUAAGGAAAGUGAGGACGAAAGCGAGUAG
Messenger RNA from Dovyalis caffra, 918 nucleotides. The record is from the annotation of a GenBank genome assembly. Lineage: Eukaryota; Viridiplantae; Streptophyta; Magnoliopsida; Malpighiales; Salicaceae.